Messenger RNA from Callorhinus ursinus (northern fur seal), 5442 nucleotides. It is a transcript of the gene ZNF432, whose product is annotated as zinc finger protein 432. Gene Ontology annotation, biological process: regulation of cytokine production; negative regulation of transcription by RNA polymerase II; regulation of immune system process. NCBI's taxonomy places the organism in Eukaryota, Metazoa, Chordata, Mammalia, Carnivora, Otariidae. Gene Ontology annotation, cellular component: nucleus; nucleoplasm. Gene Ontology annotation, molecular function: RNA polymerase II cis-regulatory region sequence-specific DNA binding; DNA-binding transcription repressor activity, RNA polymerase II-specific. The record is from RefSeq and is a predicted model, not a curated record.
CAUAGAAACGCGCCAGAAACGCCGCGGACCCUCGUCAGGUGUUCCCGGGAGAAGAGUCGGGGUGAGGGGACUAGAGCGAAGGAAGUUUAGGGAAGUCCUGACAAGAGACAAGAAAUGAAGAAAAAGGAGGUCCCAGGACCUAGAUAGUGUCAUCUCUGGGCCACUUUUGACUGGUGACUAGAUUUCUAACUAGAAAUUUAGAGCAUAUCCAGAAGAGACAAAGACAAUAUCCCAGUUGCUGGCCAUUUCUCAGAACAGAAGAAAAUGAUCAAUGCCCAGGACCAUGCUGUUACAGGAAUCGCUGACACUGGAGGACGUGGCCGUGGACUUCACCUGGGAGGAAUGGCAGCUCCUGGCCCCCGCCCAGAAGGACCUGUACCGGGACGUGAUGUUGGAAAACUACAGCAACCUGGUGUCAGUGGGGUAUCAAGCCAGCAAACCAGAUGCACUCUCCAAGCUGGAACGAGGGGAGGAACCGUGCACGAAACAGGAGGAAGUCCCCAGUGGAACCCGGCCAGAACCUAGCAAAGUUGAUAAUCACCUGCAAGGUCACUGGGAAAAUCCAAGAAUGCUGAAAGGUAUGGAACAAAACCACAAACACAAUGCAUUUGGAAAUAUUCCUCAAAGCAAAAGUCAUUUUCCUUCCAGGCAAAAUCAUAUGCUUGAGUUCUAUAUAAAAACUUUGAAAUCAAAUUUAAGUUUAGUCAACCAGAGCAAAAGCUAUGAAAUUAAAAACUCUACUAAAUUCAAUGGAGAUGAGAAAUUAUUUCUGCAUGAUAAGCAGGAAGAUUUUAAUUCUGCUAUUAAACUCCCUAUAAGUGCAAAACCUAUUAGCAAUAAGUCACAAGUCGUUAAGUAUCAGAGAACUCGUGAAAUAGAGAAACCCCAUGUAUGCAGUGAAUGUGGAAAAGCCUUCAUUAAGAAGUCCCAGCUCACAGAUCAUCACAGAGUUCAUACAGGAGAGAAACCUUAUGGAUGCAAUAUUUGUGCGAAAGUAUUCUCCAGAAAGUCCAGGCUCAACGAACAUGAGAGAAUUCAUAAAAGAGAGAAAUCCUUUCAAUGCAAUGAUUGUGGAAAAGUCUUCACCAUGAAGAGCCGUCUAAUUGAACACCAGCGAACUCACACUGGAGAGAAACCAUAUGUAUGCAGUGAAUGUGGAAAAGGUUUCCCAGGGAAGCGUAAUCUCAUUGUACAUCAGCGAAAUCAUACUGGAGAGAAAUGCUAUGUAUGCAGUGAAUGUGGAAAGGGCUUCACUGGGAAGAGCAUGCUCAUCAUACACCAGCGAACUCAUACAGGAGAGAAACCCUACAUCUGCAGUGAAUGUGGGAAAGGCUUCACCACGAAGCACUAUGUCAUCAUACAUCAACGAAAUCACACAGGAGAAAAACCCUAUAUAUGCAAUGAAUGUGGGAAAGGUUUCACGAUGAAGAGUCGACUGAUUGAACAUCAGCGAACUCACACCGGUGAGAAACCCUAUGUAUGCGAUGAAUGUGGAAAAGGCUUUCCCAGGAAGAGUAAUCUCAUUGUACAUCAGAGAAAUCAUACAGUAGAGAAAUCCUUUGUAUGCAGUGAAUGUGGAAAAGGUUUCACUGUGAAGAGCAUGCUCAUCAUACACCAACGAACUCAUACUGGAGAGAAACCCUACAUCUGCAGUGAAUGUGGAAAAGGCUUCCCCUUGAAGAGUCGACUGGUCGUACAUCAACGAACACACACUGGAGAGAAACCUUACAGAUGCAGUGAAUGUGGGAAAGGUUUCAUUGUGAAUAGUGGACUGAUGUUACAUCAGCGAACUCACACUGGAGAGAAACCCUAUAUAUGCAAUAAAUGUGGAAAAGGUUUUGCCUUUAAGAGCAAUCUUGUGGUACAUCAGCGAACUCAUACUGGAGAGAAACCCUUUACAUGCAGUGAAUGUGGAAAAGGCUUCACCAUGAAACGCUAUCUCAUUGUACAUCAACAAAUCCAUACGGGGGAGAAAUCGUACAUAUGCAGCGAAUGUGGUAAAGGCUUUGCUAUGGAAACUGAGCUCAUUUUACAUCAGCAAAUUCAUACUGGAGAGAAACCUUAUGCAUGCAAUGAAUGUGGUAAAGGCUUCACUGUGAAAAGCCGACUAAUCGUUCAUCAGCGAACUCAUACAGGAGAGAAACCUUUUAUAUGCAGUGAAUGUGGAAAAGGCUUCUCCUCAAAGAGAAAUCUUAUUGUACAUCAGAGAACUCAUAAUGGAAACAAACCUCAAUUCGGCCUUGGCCGGAGCCCAUCCCAGCCGUACGGACACCUGCCUUCCUCUAAGAUGGCCGCGCCCACGGUGCUCCAGCCUAACGUCUGCGCUCGGCCGUGCACAGAGGGCGUCGCCAUCUUUCUUCCCUCGGCCGAUAAACGUGCCUGGUGGCCCCGCUGUGGCCCCUCCCAUCAGAAACGCCAGGGUGGGCGUGGCCGUUGGGUCAUAGAGCGGGGCCGGCCGCCCGAGCUCCGAAAUCCCGUAACGCUCCCAGGUCCUCGCGGGAGUCGCUGGCCGGGUGGUUCCGAGUCCCUAGGUACCGCGAGGAAGGGCGCACCGAGAGAAGGGGCUUCGGAAGUGGGUGGCCUUUCGUCGCUGCCAGCAGCGUCUGUAGAGGUUCGGGUUCGGGAAUCACUGACACUGGAGGAUGUGGCCGUGGACUUCACCUGGGAGGAGUGGCAGCUCCUGGGCCCUGCUCAGAAGGACCUGUAUCGGGACGUGAUGUUGGAGAACUAUAGCAACCUGGUGUCAGUGGGGUGUCAGGCUACCAAACCAGAUGCAUUGUCCAAGUUGGAACACAGAGAUGAACCAUGGAUAACAGAGGAUGAAAUCCAGAAUAGAACCCAUCUGGAAUUCAGGAUGCUUGAUAGUCAUCUGCAAGAGCACUCUCAAAACCACAGAUUUCUGAAGAGCACACAACAAUACGGGGAACAGAGUACAUUUAGAAAUACUGUUCAUUUGAGCAAAAUACAUUUUGCCAUAACGCAAAAUCAUGUGUUUGAUUUAUGUAGAAAAGCUUUGAAAUCAAGUUUGAGUUUAGUUAACGAGAAGAGAAGAUAUGAAACAAAAAAGGCUGUUGAGUUUAAUGGAGAAGAAAAAUCUUUUCUGCAUGGUAAUCAGGAACAUUUGUAUUCUGGAAUUGAAUUCCCUGAAAGUGCAAAACAUAUCAGCACUAAAUUCCAAGACUUUAAGCAUCAGAGGACUCACAAAAUAGAGAAACCCCACACAUGCAUCGAAGGUGAGAAAACCUGCAUCAGGAAGCCUCGGCUUAUUUACCAUGAGAGCAGUCAUAGAGGUGAGAAACCCCAUGAGUGUGAUCCAUGUGGGAAUUCCUUCUCCAGAAAUGUCAUGUUCACCAAACAUCAGAAAACUCAUACACAGGACAAAGUCUGUAUAACCAGUGAAUACAGAAAAGCCUCUAGUGUGAAGAGCAGUCUCACUUUGCCUCAGCAAACGCAAACAGCAGAGAAAUCCUACACAUGCAGUGACUGUGGAAAAGGCUUCACCAUGAAGCGCUAUCUGAUUGCACAUCAGCGAACUCAUAGUGGAGAGAAACCUUAUGUGUGCAGUGAAUGUGGAAAAGGCUUCACUGUGAAAAGCAAUCUCAUUGUGCAUCAGCGAACUCAUACAGGGGAGAAACCCUAUAUAUGCACUGAAUGCGGAAAAGGCUUCACCAUGAAGCGCUAUCUUGUUGUCCAUCAGCGAACUCAUACUGGAGAGAAACCCUAUAUAUGUAGUGAGUGUGGAAAAGGCUUCACAGUGAAGAGUAAUCUCAUCGUACAUCAGCGAUCUCAUACUGGGGAAAAAUCUUACAUGUGCAGUGAAUGUGGAAAAGGCUUCACCACAAAGCGCACUCUCAUUAUACAUCAGCGAACUCACACAGGAGAGAAAUCUUACUUAUGUAAUGAAUGUGGAAAAGGCUUCACCACAAAGCGCACCCUUAUUAUACAUCAGCGGACUCACACAGGAGAGAAACCCUAUGAAUGCAAUGAGUGUGGUAAAGCCUUCAGCCAGAAGAUAUGCCUCAUACAACAUGAGAGAUGUCAUACAGGAAAAACUCCCUUUGUGUGUACUGAGUGUGGAAAAUCCUAUUCUCACAAAUAUGGUCUCAUUACCCAUCAGAGAAUUCACACGGGAGAGAAACCCUAUGAGUGCAAUGAAUGUGGAAAAGCCUUCACCACAAAGUCAGUACUCAAUGUCCAUCAAAGAACUCAUACAGGAGAGAGACCAUAUGGAUGCAGCGAUUGUGAGAAAGCCUUCUCCCACUUGUCAAACCUUGUUAAACAUAAGAAAAUGCACACAAGAGAAAUGGGAGAUUCAGUCAAGUUGUAAAUUCCUUUAACACAGAGUCGCAGCUCAUUACUUAUUAGUGAACUCCUACAAAACAGAAGCCCUAUGAAUGUGAUGACUGUGGAAAUGCCUUCUGUGGCAACGGCUUCUCUGGGAACCAAGACUUCAUUAAACAUCAGUGUUUCCAGCAGAUUGGAAUGUAAUCAUGGUACUGCUGGUUGUUGAUGUGUGUCCUGCGGAGAUUAAAAACUUGUCUAGGAGGUAAAUCUGGUAGCUACAGUGAAUGUGUUGUAGUGACUUCAGUGAUCCUUACCUCAUAUUUUCUGUCAGUGAAAACAUGUUGGGAAAACUCUGAUACAUUCAAUGUGGAAAUGCUUUGAGCAAAACUUUCUAGCUUCAUUAUAUUCUGAAAAGUGUAUACUGAGAUAAAUUCUGUGAAUGCAGAGACUAGAAAGGCUUUCAGGGGGAAGGUAGACUUUAUUAUCAGGGAUCAUCAUAAAUCAUCAGUGAGCUUAUUGUUUAUAGAAAUAUGAUUUAAAAAAAAAUUUAUGAUGACCAUGGGAAAGCUUUUACCCAGAAAGAAGACCUCAGUGAGGGUCAGAGUCCACACUGGAGAAAAACUUAAAGAGGACGAUUAUAUAUAUAUAUAUGGCGGGAUAUCAGUGACACAUUCUGCCUCGUUUUGUCAGGAAAUCAUAGAGAAAUGAAAACUUCAUGAACAUACUAAAUGUAGAGCACCUGCAGUCAAAUAUCAGAGAACUUAUGAAGAAAUGAAGUCCUGUGAAAGUGGUAAAUGUCAGUGCUUUUAAAUGUUACAAGUCUGACCUCAUUAUACAUCAGAUAAUUCACCUGAUGUACAUUUUCAGAUGAUACUUUGAAACCCUUUUCUAGUGGCCUUGUCAGUAAUUCCUUAGUUUUAAAAAGUAUAGUCUGCUUUCCUCAUCACUGAUUUAUUGUUAUACACCGUGCAGAGUGUUCUAUGGAGUAUUCUAGGACUACUCUGUAUUAUAUGAUUUUUUACCUUUCUUUGGCUCUAAACUUAAUUGUAAAUUUAGCAUACUGAAGUAGUUUUUUGGCUUUUUUUUAAGAUUUUAUUUAUUUGACAGAGACACAGCAACAGAGGGAACACAGGCAGGGAGAGUGGGAGAGGGAGAAGC